This is a messenger RNA of Owenia fusiformis, 1659 nucleotides long. The record is from the annotation of a GenBank genome assembly. Lineage: Eukaryota; Metazoa; Annelida; Polychaeta; Sabellida; Oweniidae.
AUGUCUCUCCCAAACUACAGGAGCUCGCAGUCACCUGCUAGUCAGAGAUAUGGCGGGAGAGGAGACAAAAGCUCACAAGAUAAGACACCAAAUCCCUUCAUCCCAAUGCAACAUGGAAAUCCAAACUUCAACCCAAUCAAACUGGGAACAAAGACGGGUGAUAACAGAAUUCCAAAACCUCCUAAACAACCCGAGAGGCCCCUUAUGCCCUACAUGAGAUACAGUAGAAAGGUUUGGGAUUCUGUGAAGACAACUCAUCCCGAGAUGAAGCUUUGGGAAAUAGGCAAAGUUAUAGGGCAGAUGUGGCGUGAACUCACGGAUGAAGAGAAGCAAGAAUAUUCUGAUGAAUAUGAGGCUGAAAAGAUUCAGUACCAAGAGACGAUGAAACAGUAUCACAAUUCACCAGCCUUCCAGGCAUACUUGGCAGCCAAAGGAAAAGCCGAGGCAGUUAUAGAAGAGGAGGAAAAGGACAGCAAAAAAACUGAGAAAGAAAAAAAAUCGAAAAAUGAAGCCAGAAUUAGUAUACAGCCAGCAAAUGAUGAGGAAGAUCACGAUGAUGGAUUCUCUGUGAAGCACAUUGCUGCAGCGCGAUAUUUACGCAACCACCGACUCAUCAAUGAGAUCUUUAGUGAUACAGUAGUGCCUGAUGUACGCACCGUUGUUACUAGUAGCCGUAUGAGUGUCCUAAAACGUCAAGUGCAAUCGCUCACUAUGCAUCAGAAGAAACUAGAGAAUGAACUCCAACAAAUAGAAGAAAAACAAGACGCCAAGAAGAGGAAGUUUGAGGAGUCCAGCCAGGAGCACCAGGAGGAACUGAAGAAGCUAUGUGAGAACAAGCAAGUGAUAACUGAGGCUGAGUUUGAAGAGAUGAAGAGCAAGGCUCGUAUAGAACUAGAACAACGACAGGACGAAAUCAUUAAGGCACAAAAGGAGAAGGCAGAACAAGACAGAAUAGAGAGAGAGAAACGAGAAGAGGAGGAACGACUCCAGAAAGAAGAGGAUGAGAGGAGGAAAGAAGAGGAAGCCAAAGCAAUGGAGACAGCUCGCCUUGAGGCUGAACAGAAAGCUAAGGAAGAGGCUGAAAAGAAAGCAAAAGAAGACGAAGCAAGAGAUUCAGUGAAACCAGCUGAACCUGCUAACAGCGUACCAGCACAACCCGUUGAACCAGAACAACCAGCAAAACCAGCACAACCAGAACAAACUACACCACCAGCAACAAAACCCGAACAAACUGACCCUAAACCCCAAGAAAAUUCAGAAGUUAAAGAAAACCCUGAAGUUCAAGUAAAGAAAGAUACAACUGAAAUUCCAGAAAAUAAAGAAAAGCCCAAAGAUAGUGAGAAAACAAUUGAUGGGGAAGAUUCAAAAGAUGCUACUGAAAAGAUGGAGGUUGAUGAGAAUAAGGAAGAUGACUGUGGCGCUGAUAGUGACAGCACAAUUAUAGAUGGCGAUCUUGGAGAAUGAGAAAUGACAUUUUCUGAUAGUAUCCCUAAAUUACUUAAAUUUUCUUUUUAGUAGAAUAAUUUUGAUUUGGUUUUCAGUGCUUGGGGUAAUCAAAAUUGAACUGUUCACAAGCAAAUAUUAUGAGGUCAUUUAGGGACUACAGAUAACUAAGGACUAAAUACAGACUAUUGUUUGUAUAUUGAUCUGAGUGUAUAU